AUGGCCAUCAUCAACGAUGAAGCGUGGGCUGAGGGGGCGGAUGAAUAUAGGGGCCAGCGAUUACUCCCCCAUGUGAUCGAUUAUUAUGCCCACCAUGAACCUGAUCGCGUGUUCGCCUCGAUCUGCAAGUCGGGGAGUCCAGAUAAUGGCUUUGAGGAUAUCACAAUGCGCUCAAUGGCCACCGCUGUCAACUAUAUGGCGUGGUGGCUAAGCAAAAACUUGAAAAAAGGCAGCAAGCGACGCACUCUGGCUUAUAUUGGCCCGAGCGACCUGCGUUAUACAGUCAUCUUCGUGGCCGCAAUCAAAUGCCGGUGGAGGACUUUCUUUCUAAGCCCACGAAACCCUAUCACCUUGAAUAUUGGUCUCCUGCAACAGUCGGACGUAUCCGCGCUUCUAUAUGCGGAUACUGUACGAUCGCCCGCCAAGUCCCUGCAAAAGUUUGAUCCGUCGAUAUCUUGCAAGCAAGUGCAGUCAAUGGAAGAGAUAUUCAAAGCUGAAUCGCCUCCAUACCCGUUUAAUACUUCGUGGUCAGAAAUAAAGGAUGAGAAUUGCCUGGUCUUACAUUCAUCUGGGUCGACGGGCCCGCCAAAACUGGUCAACUACACCCACGCCACACUCUCCUGUACAGAUAACGAUCCAACUAUCCCCUUACCGCCAGGAAGACGUGCCCAUAAUGCGGGGAUGUUCAAGUUUGAUACCCCGGGUCGUUACUACUCAUCCUUCCCGAUCUUCCAUCUUGCCGGCAUCCUAGCUUACAUUCUCAUUCCAUCCUUCUUCCAAACUUCUACUGUGGUGAUUGGCCCUCCGCAUAUUGCGCCGAGUGGUUCUCUGGUAGAUAUCAUUUUAAAAAAACAGAACGUUCGAGCCCUUUGGUUACCUCCGCCAGUCAUCGAGCAAUGGAUCUCGAACCAGGCCUCUAUCAAACAAGCAGAAAAACUCGACUUUGUGGCAUAUGGCGGAGGAGUAAUGUCAAAGACAGCCGGUGAUAGGCUCAACAAGGCAACCGACGUGUGUCAAGUCUAUGGCUGCCUCGAGGCUGGUCAGGUUCAGUUGCUGAUUCCUAAGCGAGGAGACUGGCAAUACUUGGAAUUCAACCCAGCCGAGGAAUGCGACAUGCAAGAAGUGGAUGAGGGCGUCUAUGAAUUGGUGUUCCAUAACGACAAAAAGUUCUACGGGCGCCGAACUCUCUCCCACACAUUUCCAGGCGUGAAAACAUGGCGAUCUGGAGAUUUGUUCAUUCCUCACCCCACAAAAUCUGGUCUGUGGAGCUUCCACUCUCGCAAAGAUGAUAUCAUUGUGCUAGCGAAUGAUCAGCGAGUAUGGCCUAUCCCUAUGGAAAACAUCAUCUCCGGCGACCGUCUCAUCAAUGGGGCUCUCGUGGUUGGAAAUGGCCGUCCCGAGGUCCUUUUACUUGUGGAGCCAAGAUCGUCACCCGAGGUAGAUCGCAUGAGCAAGAAGGAGUUUAUUGACGCUAUUUGGCCAAUCAUUGUGGAAGCGAACGGUAUUGCGCCCGCCCAUGGCAAGAUUCGAAGGUCCCGAAUUGCACUCAGCCAACCAAACCUGGGAUUUAUCCGAGCGCCUAGGGGAACAAUCGCACGCAUGCCCACGGAGUCAUUGUACUCCGAGUAUAUAACCGCAGCCUUUGUUGACGGCACCACGGAUGAGCAAGGUGAGAUUGGGAUUCUGGAAAAUUACUGGACAGACGAAGCCAAGAGAUUCAUCGGAUCCGUUGUUAAUGACAUCCGUCCCGACAUUAAGAUCAGAGAGACCGAUGAUUUCUUUGUCCUUAAAGCCAUGGACUCUUUAUCAGCUUUGGAACUCGGGCAGAAGCUCAAACUGGGUCUAUCUGGUCGCAUGGACAAGGAGAAGAAUACCAUCGACUUCUGGAUGCGGACAAUUUUCGACAAUCCCACUAUUGAUGGGCUUGCAACUGCCACUAUGGAUGCAGCCUUCGGAAAGAGUGAACCCAGCCAAUUUCAAAAAAGAUUUAGUGUCGAUGGGCUCGUAGAGGAUCUCAUAGCUCAGCUCCCUGAACCGAUGGCAACCAGCCCACCCCCACCACUCGCCACAGAAGCGAUCAAAGUGGUGCUGCUCGGCUGUCAAGGGCGCCUCGGCCCAUAUCUUGUGAAAAGCUUACUUGAUGAUGACCGGGUAGCCGGGAUAAAGUGUCUGGACCGCGGACCCAACGUACGAGAAACUUUCCAAAUGCGUGUCGACGAGCUAGCCCUCGGCAUUGACUCCAGAAACCCGAGAUUGCAGUUUGUGUCGAUCGAUCUCUCCAAACCGGCCUUUGGUCUACCAGAGAGGCAUCUAAAGGAAAUCUGCAUUUACACUGAUGUCAUCAUUCACGGCAUCUGGUCAGUAAACUACGCUCUGUCACUAGCGUCAUUUACACCGGAAAUCCUCAAGAGCAUAUUCACCACCAUCGACAUUGCAAAUUGCGCCACAUCCCGCCCGCGGGUCGUCUUCACCUCUAGUGUCGCCAGCGUACACGCGUGGGCGAAAGUCAUUUCCCCCAGUGUUCCUGUUCCCGAAGAAGUGGUGAACUGCACAGAAGUAGCAAUGGACAGUGGCUACGGACAAUCAAAACUGGUAGCAGAAAGAUUCCUCGCUGCAGCAGGUGCCAAGCUCCAAAUUCCGAUCUCAAUUCUUCGCUUGGGCCAGAUCGCGGGGCCGACUAAAAUGGAAGAAGGUGGCAAGUGGGAUAGUCGGGACGCAUUACAGUCACUAGCUAUUCUCUCCAGGGCCAGUGGCCUGGUACCCACCAACUCAGCUCAACUCAACUGGAUCCCGGUGGAUGAAAUGGCAAGCGUGAUACAAGAGAUUGCUUUACGCGAGAAGCACGAUGAUCACGACACAGGGACGCCCAACGUGCAGGUCUAUAACAUUGUGCAUCCGCGACCGAUUGCAACAAUGAGAUUCUCGGAGGUUUUGCAAAAGGUUAUUUCCUCUCCGCGGUUAGUCGGGUACGCCGAAUGGGUCGAGCAUCUAUCUAGUCUUUCGCCGAACAGCUUAUCAAGAGAGGCGGAGGAAGAGAGGGCUCGGGUUUUGCCUUUCUUUCAGACUAUUGUCAGGGAGGGCUCUGCUAGCUUUGUUAUUGACAAGGCUAUGGCGGUCAGUCCUACCAUGUCUGGAUUGGGACCUGUCAAGAUAGAUUCGAUUGUGGAGUGGUGUGAAAAGUGGACUGAGACUGAGACUGAGACUGAAGAUGCGUGA
Molecule: messenger RNA, 3216 nt
Organism: Penicillium odoratum
Lineage: Eukaryota; Fungi; Ascomycota; Eurotiomycetes; Eurotiales; Aspergillaceae
Exons: 4
Coding region: 1-3216 (1071 amino acids)
Source: RefSeq, a predicted model, not a curated record